This is a messenger RNA of Fasciola hepatica (liver fluke), 279 nucleotides long. NCBI's taxonomy places the organism in Eukaryota, Metazoa, Platyhelminthes, Trematoda, Plagiorchiida, Fasciolidae. The record is from the annotation of a GenBank genome assembly.
AUGUCAGAUCACUUUUUUACUUGUUAUUUCCCACAGUAUUCCAUCUUCAUUUAUCCGGUUCCAUCUUUCGAACGUUGCGGACGAGUAUUUGUUUCCAUUGUGGCUGCUUUUCUCGCAAGCUUUGGAGUUCGCAAUAAAAUUCACGAAGUUUCGGAAACGCUGACCUGCAGAUCUAAUUCCCAAAGGAAGAUAUCUACCAUUUACGUUUAUGGAAAAUCGGUGCCCACCUCCACUUCAAUGAGGUAUAGGGGUCUAGAUCAUCCUAAAAAGAUCAACUAG